Messenger RNA from Helobdella robusta, 2080 nucleotides. RefSeq lists its product as hypothetical. NCBI's taxonomy places the organism in Eukaryota, Metazoa, Annelida, Clitellata, Rhynchobdellida, Glossiphoniidae. Bases 1 to 1560 code for a protein of 519 amino acids. The record is from RefSeq and is a predicted model, not a curated record. The transcript has 8 exons. Gene Ontology annotation, biological process: endocytosis. Gene Ontology annotation, cellular component: endosome; clathrin vesicle coat; plasma membrane. Gene Ontology annotation, molecular function: clathrin binding; phospholipid binding.
AUGGAUAUAGCGAAAGGAAUUGCCGAAAAAGUCACGCAGAUGGUGAUGAACUACAGUGAGAUAGAGAUGAAAGUGAGGGAGGCCACCAACGACGAACCCUGGGGCCCAACGGGAGUUCUCUUGCAAGAACUGGCCAGGGAGACAAAUGGUUACGAAGGUUAUGCCGACGUCAUGUGCAUGUUGUGGCGCAGAAUGCUUCACGACAAUAAGAAGCAAUGGAGGCGCGUCUACAAGUCACUGGUGGUUCUGUCUUACUUACUAAAACACGGAUCGGAUAUGGUGGUGGAGAGCGCCCAUGAACAUUUCUACGAUAUAAAAUCAUUACUGCAUUUUAAAUGCCUCGAUGAAACCGGAAAAGAUCAUGGAGUUAACGUAAGGCAAAAGGUCAAGGACAUAGUUGACCUAUUAGAUGACGCGGAGAAACUUCGCAGUGCCAGAGAUGUAGCCAGUAAGAAUGCAAACAAGAUCAUUGGUUUUUCCAAAGAGCUUGCGGAUAAUCAUAUUGACAAAUGGCGAACAAGUGGCGACGAUUACACGUCUGAUUAUAACAACACGUCGGGUUCAUAUAGGGACUACAGAGAUAACGCCGACUACGGUGAUGAUGAUAAAUAUGAUAACGUUUAUCAUCGCGACAGCAACAACAAUAACAGCAACAAUAAUAAUAAUAACAACAAUAAUGAUAAUAAGUAUUAUGAUGAAAGUAAUAGCAGAAAGGAUGUAAGAAAUGAUGAAGCCGAUGACAUUGAUGAUGAGGAUUUUGACCCUAGGAAAGAUGAAUCCGGACGUAAUAAUAACAACAAUAAGAGAAAUAAUAUUAAUAAUAAUAAGAGUAAUAAUAAUAAUAAUAAAAGUAGUAAUAAUAAUAACACAAGUAAACUAAAAAACAAAAAUAUUAAUAACGAUAUUAAGAUAAAGCUGGAGAUUAAAGUACCGAAUGCUCCGACUGGCACAGAAGCUGAUACAGGAUUCGGUGAGUUUAGCGAGUUUACACCGGAUGCCAACAACAACAUUACCAACAACAGCCUUUUAACAUUUGACAUCAACAACAGCAAUGAUAGGUCUCCCCCUACAAACAACAACAGCAAUGAAAUUUGUGACAUCUUGGGCAUCAACGAUUUAGACCCGCUAAAUCACGGCGGCAGUAGCAACAACAACAUCAUUGUCAACAACAACAUAAUUAAUACCACAACACCUCCAUGCAUCAACAACAACAACAACAACAUGCUUACUAACUUAACUUACAAUUCCAAUUCAAGCAAUUUUGUCGCUUUACAACAGCAACAGGCUUUUUUGACGCAAAGACCGAUGCUACAACAAUCAUACCUACCACAACAACAAAUGUUGAUAACGCAGCAGCAACAGCAGCGACUCCAGCAGCAGCAGCAAUAUCAUCGACAACUUUCUUAUCCAUUCGCUCAUCAAUUAUCACCAACAUCCCCUACCUUCAAUCCGAUUGGUCACUAUCAACCGGCCAUAUUUUCAAGCCAACCAAUCAGGAAUCAGAUAAUCGGGUCGCCGUCAGCUAUGUCGACCAAUUAUAAUGAUAAAUCACUAAUUUGACAUACUUUUAUGUUAAACGUUUUGCAUUUUUCACAGUUUUAUUGUUUUAUGUUCACUAAUUUACGUUCACAUGAAAAAGCUUACACUCUAGCGAAUAAAAACUAACACAAAAUUUUACACUCUAGCGAAUAGAUUUUUUACGAAACUGUUUUUUUCUCAAGUGUGAUUCAAUCCUUUUCUGAUUGAUUUGGCUUUAAUUAUUAUUAUUAUUAUUAUUGAUUUAUUUUUAUUAUAAAUAAUAUUCAUCAUAAAAUAAUAAUUAGCAAGUUCAAUUUAUGUCUAUUUUAUAUUUUUGUAUCAAUUUCUGAAAAAAACUUUUAUUAUUAUUUUAUUAUUAUUUUAUUAUUAUUAUUCUAUUAUUUUACGCAUAUAAUACAAAUUAUUAUUAUCCAUGGACUAUUGUGAUACAAAAAUGAAGUAUUUUUUCUACGCUAUUUUCCCUACCGAUUAUUAUUUAAUUCAUUGGCAAUGUAUAAAUCAAUCACACGUACACAUAUAGACACUGAUACCACACACACAC